Molecule: messenger RNA, 1914 nt
Organism: Colletotrichum costaricense
Lineage: Eukaryota; Fungi; Ascomycota; Sordariomycetes; Glomerellales; Glomerellaceae
Exons: 6
Coding region: 1-1914 (637 amino acids)
Biological process (GO): DNA-templated transcription; positive regulation of transcription by RNA polymerase II
Molecular function (GO): zinc ion binding; DNA-binding transcription factor activity, RNA polymerase II-specific; sequence-specific DNA binding
Source: RefSeq, a predicted model, not a curated record
AUGAGUUCGACUUCGUCUGCAUGUGCGCAGGAGGCUCCGAACUUAAGGGGAACACCUGAGUCGCCCUUAACAUCCACGGAAACUCGCCCACAAGCUUGCGAAAGAUGUUGGAAGAGGAAACAAAAAUGCGACCGACGUCUGCCGGCAUGCACCUCGUGCAGUGGGCUAGGGGCCGAGUGUAUCCCACGGAACCAAGAUUUCAACACAGUAUCUGAGCUGUCUCACACUUCAGUCAUUGGUUACGUGUCGUCAUUGAAAAGACGGAUCGCCAAUCUGGAAGAACAAUCGCUCCAUCGAAAACGGUCGCGUACGCACAGCGGUCGCGCUGAAUCAUGUCAUGGCUCUUCUCCAAUGGAUGACAGUCUUACGAUACCUCGAGAUGCUAUCUCGAUAACCUCAAGCCGUGCGCUCGACACUGUCAACAUCAAUAGACAUGGCACCGAAGAUUCUUCUGUGAGAGCCACAAUGGGGGCGAUCGGCUUCUUAUCACGAAAUGCAAUGGCCGAGCCCCGAGAUAAUUCCGAUGAUCUACCCAGGAAGUUUUCCUUAGCAGAGGUGAUCUCCGGGGCCUUGGCUAUUGAUGGACGCGACCCAUCCGCAGCUAUGCCGGCACCUCAAACUCCUGAUAUGAACAGUCGCCUCAGUUCAGAGAGCCAGGAUCUAACGCUUGAGCAUGUCCGGAAAUUCCUGGAAUGGCCAAUCAUUAUGCCAUACAUCGACAAGGACAUUUAUCUCCGGCAAUGUGAGGAUGUUAUGGCAUGUAGAACUGACUGCCAUGCUGCACAGAGCCCUCCGCCAUUACAUGUUUUCAAUCUUCACAUGGCUUGCGCUAUUGGAAUUUCGCUCUCUCCGACUUCUACUCACCUUUCAUUUCUUAACGCAAGCCUUCACUCUGCCGCCCUCGGCGAACUUCCUUCCAUCUUGCGCACCGAAUCGACCCUUGAGCACAUACACUGCAUGAUCAUGCUUACUAUCUACUCUCUUUAUAACUCCUCCGGUGGCUCUGCCUGGCAUUUAUUAGGUCUGGCUAUGAAAACAUGUAUCUCGCUCGAUCUGCACCGAGAGCCAGACGUGAACUCGAGCAUUGGGCUACCUGAAGCUGACAGACGGCGAUGGUUGUUUUGGGCCGUGUACUCCUUUGACCGCAUGCUCAGCCUUGUCAUGGACCGCCCUUUGAGCAUCCAGGAUGAUUACAUUUCGGUACAACUCCCAGCGGAAGACGAUGGCCUAUCCAUUACAACGGAGACGCCGCAUCAAAUAUCGCAAAUCAUUCGCUAUCUUGUACUCUACUCUCAACUGGUUUCAAGUAUCCGGUCAGGAAGACGAGAGGACAUUCUACUUACCUACAGUAAUAUCGUUCAUUGGAGAGAUCUACCUCCCAACGUUGAUCGUCAAUCGCCUUCUGCUCCGCAUCUUCUGUAUCUUUUUGAACAGCUAUCUUGUCGGGCAUUGAUUCAUCUUGCAUCUUUGACGCCUCAAACAAUCGUGCGAAAUGAAUUUUGGCUAGGAAACAACCAAGAUCUUGAGACUGAUACCAUUAACACAUCAUAUCAGUUUAUCAACCGAUCUUACGAUCUGUUUAUUAAGGGAAGUUUUGUUUGCAGCUUCAUUGAUGCAUAUGACAUCUUUCAAGCUGCGGUCGCUUUUGCAUGCCUGACCCGUCGAAGAAGUCAAAAUGACUUUGCCGCGCGUCGACUCGCCGAAGUGACAGAAGUCAUUAGCAAAGCCUCGACGCUUGUGACGAUCGCCGCAUCACGAUUUCCUGCACUUGCAGCAUUUCAACAGGUCUUACUUAGCCUUUCCACCAGAAGUAUGGAAACUGAUGAAACAACAUCUAAUACCGUCUCGUGGAACCAUUUCCCAGAUAUUAUUCCACGUCGAUCUCAACGACUCAUUCGAUUUGCCUUCACGUAG